GACUGUAGGAAGGCAGCCACCUGUUGCUCCACAGAGCGGACAUCCUGCCCACCGGGCUCCCCCCCGUUGUCAACGGUCACCGCCCGGGCGUAUGACCAGGGUUUGAUAUUGAGCCCGGUCACAAUCACGUCAUUGACCCUGGUGUACUGCUCCAGCUCCGCCACUCGAUUCUCCAGGUGCACCAGACGCCGGUCCUUCUCGGCGUUCUGGAUCCGGAGAGCCUUCACUUCCUCCACCAAGUCCAGGAUGGAUUUCUGCUGCUUGCUCACAACUGAAAUCUCCUCGGACAAGAAGUCCAGAGACUUCUUGAUGUCCUCGCCCUCUUCGGCUGUCAGAGCCUUCUUCGGACCCAUGUUGCUAGGUAACGCGAGAUGCAGGCGUGCAGAUGUGAGCAGUUGAAAGCACAGAGACAGAGAGACACAGGGGUGUGGCCGACACAGGGGGAGAACACACAGCACCACAACUGGGGCAACAACGGGAAGUCUGUUAAAGAAAAAAGCUGUUUCAUAUUGGUCGACUUUGCCAACGUUGACGCAAGACUAUGGAAGAACUUGGAAGGAUUCGCUAUAAAUUUAUCGAACUGUUAUUGGACCAAGAUGUCAUCAAACUCCUGCGUUACCUUAGGGAGAUGAAUGUGUUGAAUGACGAGGAGAAGGAGACUGUAGAGGGGUGGAUAACAAGUGAAGACAGAGCACGUUGUCUCAUUGACACGGUGAUGAAGAAAGGGGAGAGAGCAUGUAGUGUGAUGGUUGAUUAUCUGACUGAGAAGCCCCCUGAACUAUGGCCGACCCUGGGUCUGACCCCAACUUCUGCUCGGAUCAAACUUGAAAGGAUUGGCCCUAAAUUAGUCUACACGUUGUCGGACAACGAUGUCAUCAAUCUCCUGCGUUACCUUAGGGAGAUGAAUGUGUUGAAUGACGAGGAGAAGAAGACUGUAGAGGGGAAGACGACCAGAGAAGACAAAGCACGUUGUCUCAUUGAUACAGUGCUGGGGAAAGGGGAGAGAGAAAUAAGCCUGAUGGUUGAUUAUCUGACGGCAGGGCAACCUGAACUAUGCUCAACCCUGGGUCUGACACCAACUUCUGCUCGGAUCAAACUUGAAAGGAUUCGCUCUAAAUUAGUCGACUUGUUGUCAUGCAACGAUUUCAUCAAUCUCCUGCAUUACCUUAGGAAGAUGAAUGUGUUGAAUGACGAGGAGAAGAAGACUGUAGAGUGGAAGACAAACAGAGAAGACAAAGCACGUUGUCUCAUUGAUACGGUAAAAGAGAAAGGGGGGAAAGCAAACAGCCUGAUGGUUGAUUAUCUGACGGAGAAACACCCUGAACUAUGCUCAACCCUGGAUCCGACCAAAACUGCUCAGAUCAAACUUGGAAGGAUUGGCUCUAAAUUAUUCGGCAUGUUGUCGGACCACGAUGUCAUCAAUCUCCUGCAUUACCUGAGGGAGAUGAAUGUGUUGAACGACGAGGAGAAGAAGACUGUAGAGAGGAAGACAAACAGAGAAGACAAAGCACGUUGUCUCAUUGAUACGGUGUUGGAGAAAGGGGAGAGAGCAAGUAGCCUGAUGGUUGAUUAUCUGACGAAGAGGCAGCCUGAACUAAGGAUAGGGUUUGGUGGGGAUCCGUCAUUCAGUAGCAGACAGGAGAGUCCUGGUCUGAUGUCCCCGUCUCUGCCCCUCGAAAUGCAUGAAGGCGACAGCGAGCUGGGACUUGUAAAGGAUCGUUCUAAAUCUGAUAAGAAGAAGCUGUCAUUCAGUAGUGGACAGGGGGGCCGUCCUGGACAAAUAUCUGAUAAGACGGUGGUAAAGCCAAGGACAAAAAACAAAGGGGAGCUUCAAAGGAUCCAUUAUGAAUUUGUGAAGACAGUUAAAAUCGCAGUUAUCAGAGGUCUCCUGGAUGACCUUUUGCAGCAGAAAGUGUUCAGUACUGAGGAGAAAGACUCUGUGAUGGAGAAGGGGAAGAUCAAAACGGACAUGGCAAGGUCUCUGAUCGACAUGGUUAUCGGGAAAGGGGAGAAACAAAGUCGGAUAAUGAUUAAAAAUAUGAAGAAGAGGGACCCUGACUUAUGCUCCACCCUGGGUCUGAUCUCUUCUCCUGCUGGUGUGGGACAAAUAUCCGAUAAGACGGUGGUAAAGCCAAGGACACAAAACAAAGGGGAGCUUCAAAGGAUCCAUUAUGAAUUUGUGAAGACAGUUAAAAUCGCAGUUAUCAGAGGUCUCCUGGAUGACCUUUUGCAGCAGAAAGUGUUCAGUACUGAGGAGAAAGACUCUGUGAUGGAGAAGGGGAAGAUCAAAACGGACAUGGCAAGGUCUCUGAUCGACAUGGUUAUCGGGAAAGGGGAGAAACAAAGUCGGAUAAUGAUUGAAAGUAUGAAGAAGAGGGACCCUGACUUAUGCUCCACCCUGGGUCUGAUCUCUUCUCCUGCUGGUGUGGGACAAAUAUCCGAUAAGACGGUGGUAAAGCCAAGGACACAAAACAAAGGGGAGCUUCAAAGGAUCCAUUAUGAAUUUGUGAAGACAGUUAAAAUCGCAGUAAUCAGAGGUCUCCUGGAUGACCUUUUGCAGCAGAAAGUGUUCAGUACUGAGGACAAAGACUCUGUGAUGGAGAAGAAGAAGAUCAAAACGGACAUGGCAAAGUGUCUGAUCGACAUGGUUAUCGGGAAAGGGGAGAAACAAAGUCGGAUAAUGAUUGAAAGUAUGAAGAAGAGGGACCCUGACUUAUGCUCCACCCUGGGUCUGAUCUCUUCUCCUGCUGGUGUGGGACAAAUAUCCGAUAAGACGGUGGUAAAGCCAAGGACACAAAACAAAGGGAAGCUUCAAAGGAUCCAUUCUGAAUUUGUGAAGACAGUUAAAAUCGCAGUUAUCAGAGGUCUCCUGGAUGACCUUUUGCAGCAGAAAGUGUUCAGUACUGAGGACAAAGACUCUGUGAUGGAGAAGAAGAAGAUCAAAACGGACAUGGCAAGGUGUUUGAUCGACAUGGUUAUCGGGAAAGGGGAGAAACAAAGUCGGAUAAUGAUUGAAAGUAUGAAGAAGAGGGACCCUGACUUAUGCUCCACCCUGGGUCUGAUCUCUUCUCCUGCUGGUGUGGGACAAAUAUCCGAUAAGACGGUGGUAAAGCCAAGGACACAAAACAAAGGGGAGCUUCAAAGGAUCCAUUCUGAAUUUGUGAAGACAGUUAAAAUCGCAGUUAUCAGAGGUCUCCUGGAUGACCUUUUGCAGCAGAAAGUGUUCAGUACUGAGGACAAAGACUCUGUGAUGGAGAAGAAGAAGAUCAAAACGGACAUGGCAAGGUGUCUGAUCGACAUGGUUAUCGGGAAAGGGGAGAAACAAAGUCGGAUAAUGAUUGAAAGUAUGAAGAAGAGGGACCCUGACUUAUGCUCCACCCUGGGUCUGAUCUCUUCUCCUGCUGGUGUGGGACAAAUAUCCGAUAAGACGGUGGUAAAGCCAAGGACACAAAACAAAGGAAAUGGAGGCCUGAAAAGAAAUGGAAGUAAAUCAGAAGAAGUGGCCAAUAAGAAACCUUGCACGGUUGAUGUGUCAGACAGCAUCACUGAAACCCGCUCCAUAGGGAAGACUCUGACUGACAAGGAGCUCAAUAAUGUGGCCAAAACGCUGGGAAAUGAGUGGGAGCAGAUUGCCAUCCAUCUGCAAAUAACGACCAAAGCUUUGGAGGACAUCAAGGCAGAACAUAAAUCUGUGGCCAUGCAGAAGCUGAAGAUGUUGGUGAUGUGGAAGUGCCGAAGACCACCAGGAAAGGCCACAGCUCAGGACCUGCUGGAAGGUCUGAAAGACCUGGAGGACGUACCGGCCGAGACUCGUCAGUUAUUGACAGACUUGAUUAAGCAGUAGCCAUAGUGAACUAGAUAGCUCUUUCCAAAGAGAACAAUGAAGAUAUGCAGAAUAACCUGAAACAGUGAAGCUGUCUGUGAAUGCAUCCUGGUCGUUGGGAUACGGCCAGAUGAUGACAACAGAGACAUUAUUCAAAAGUGUAAGCAGCCGUAAGAGCUAGGCUCUUGUCGAGUCCAUCUUUACCAUAUAAACUCUUUAAAUGGCACAAUUGCUCAUACAGCUUUGCUCCACCAGCUUUGGUCAAGAUGCACAUACUUUGUAUGUGUCAUGGCAUUUUUGAAGCGUUAGCAUCAGUUGGGACCCUGUGCUGUGUUAUCGGCCCCUUCCACAAUAAUUCAAAAUAUGGACAGAUUUAUUAAAUUCUGUACUUUUAGAUUACAUUUAUCUAACUGACACUUAAGUGCAAAGCGACUUACAAUGAUUGCAUUCCACAAUGGGAGAUUCAACCCAAAAAGAGCAGGAAUCGUGCAAGUACAUGAAAUGCAUUCGGUAAGGAAACUUCUUUAAGUGCUAAAUUAUAGAAACAAGAGAUGAGUUUUCAGUCUGCAAUCUUCUUCCAAAUGUCUUGAACUUAAAGUAAUUAAUGAUGUCAUGUUUAGAAUAGGUCCUCCUUCCUCUGCUAUUACUAAGCUGUUCCCCUCAGGUACCUCCUAUAGACAAAACUAGAUGGUUGUGAUCACAGAGUUUCUGAAACAAGUUGACUUCAUGCCAAAGAAAGAUAAUGAUCAUUUUAAACCAUCCACUACGAUUUGCACAAUCUUUUUCUAAGGUUCCCCAAGAGGCAGCUGGUACUGUGUCGGUUCAUUGUUUUUAUAUAUAUUAUGUUAACUUUCUGAGCCCGAGCCAGGAAGGUUCAGACGUCUGUUUGGGGAAAAAUAAAAGUGGUUUGUUUGUGGGAAAGGCUGCCUUCUUGCUUUAUUGUCCAAUAUAUUUCUGUACUAGUCAUGCCAACAUAUUCAAUAUCAAUUAAAACGUCAAUGACAUUAAUAUAAUUCAACAGCAUUCAAUAGAUAAUGGGAUACAUUAGUGUAAAGCUAUUAGUCCCAUUCAGCUCAAUGAUUAGUAAUUAUUAUGUUGACAUGGAAAGAAAAUUGCGUUCAAUGUAAAAGGACCUUUACUUGUAAGCUGUGACCUAUAGUUUUACAUUUACAGACUUAACUAGAAUUCUUACCAUUCCUGAAGAAAUGGUACUUGCAAUGCCACUACAUCUGUGUAUUUGUUUGUGUAUGUGUGCUCACCUUCAUCAACCUCAGCACUGGCAACUGGCAAAAAGACAAAACAGAAGGGAGGGUGAGAUGGAGGAAUGGUAAAUCUGCAACCAGACACAAUUCUGCAGUUAGCAGUGAUACGUUUUGUAUAGAAGCAAUCCUAUGAACUUUAUAGACACACACACAACAGAAUGCAAUACUUCUGUUGUCAGAUCACCUAGUCAUUGAGACUCAAAGCUCAAUGGAAGAGUGUAACUGCUCACCCUUAUUAUCUUCAUCAAUCUCAGCACUGGUGUCUGGCAAAAAGACAAAACAAGAAGGGAGGGUGAGAGGGAGGGAGGGAGAAGCCUGGAGGUAUGUAGCGUGAGAAGAGAACCAGAACUCUUACCAGAAUCUGAAUCUGAAGCGUCCUUCUCCUCAAGCCAGCACACCGUGGGGAACAUGCAUGCUGUGGCUUUUGUGAGAAAGAGAGAGAAAGAGAGAACAGGUUUUGUCAUGCACCACAAAGCAUUCCCUGUAUUUGAUCAUUGAGUGUGUGUGUUUAGGAAAUGUUAUACUCCAAUAAACGAUUGUUAACAUGAAUACAUUUGUAGUUUGUUUCUAAUUAAUAGUCAUGUUAUGUACAUUUUUGCAUAUUUUUACCCACAAUACUGAAAUUGAACAGCUGACUUCCUUGGGUUACUACUAAUAUACAAAAUUCCACAAAUAACCCAACUGGACUCUCAACAUGACCACAGCUUGCAGGGUUUUCAUGUAAACUUACAAACUACAUUAAUAUAGGUAAUAUAUGUAUCAUGUAUCAUGAUACAUGAUAGGCCUACUCAACGUUGAGCCUAUUUUCCAAACAUUUUGGGGUUAAUUAAAUGCAGACAGCGAUUCUUAAGGGUAUGUUACUUAUCAACUCUUGAGUGGUGUAUCAACUCCCAUUCGGCCUGACUAUAAAUUCACUUUUUUAAUCUAUCAAUCACAACAUCCAUCAAUUUAUCUACUUUUGCAGACAAAUAUUUGAAUACAAUUAUCUGUUACAAGUAGGCCUAUAGUAGGAGACC
Gadus chalcogrammus (walleye pollock) is the source of this 6101-nucleotide messenger RNA. RefSeq lists its product as uncharacterized. Lineage: Eukaryota; Metazoa; Chordata; Actinopteri; Gadiformes; Gadidae. Gene Ontology annotation, molecular function: cysteine-type endopeptidase activity; protein binding. The coding region runs from base 542 to 3844 and encodes 1100 amino acids. The transcript is spliced from 22 exons. The record is from RefSeq and is a predicted model, not a curated record. Gene Ontology annotation, biological process: regulation of apoptotic process; proteolysis; signal transduction.